ACUUACCUGUCACGUUAAGUCGUUAACACAAAUUCGAAUAUAUAUAUUGUAAAGUGUGAUUUACUAAAUCGCAAUGUAAAUUUAGUGAAAUUAAUAAAGACGAACAAAAUUAAUAAAAGUAAUUGAUUUACUUGAAAAAAUGUUAAUCGUGUAAAAUAUUUUAUUAUUAUAAAUAUAUGUAAGAACUUACUGACGUUGUUUUAAAUUAUUCAAUAGAAUGAGAGUUAUUAAAAAUAAUCAAUGGGAGAUCAUCUAAAAGUAUGUCCUAGACUAGUUGAUUAUUUGGCUAUAGUCGGAACAAGAUUUGCUCCAACUGGAAGGUUAGACAAAAACUCAUCUCAUGUGUUGGUUCCACAACUUUUACGUCGAUAUCCUCCGAUCGAUCAUGAUGAUUUUCCUUUACCGCUGGACGUUGUAUUUUUUUGCCAACCAGAAGGUUGUACAACAAUUGACUCUACUAAAAAUGCUAUUAGGGGAAACAAAACAUUUGUUUUUACCUUAACAGAUAAAGAUUCAGGAAAAACGCGAUACGGAAUUUGUGUAAAUUUUUACAAGGACAUAUCAAGGAGGGCAAUGAAAAGUUUUAAAUCAGAUUUUAAAUCACAGUCUACCAAUCCGUUUGAAACUGCUAAUAUAAAAGAUUACAGAUUCGAUAAUCCAUGCAGUCGCAUUAAAAAGGAAAGAAAAUAUGGAAAAAACAAAUGUUUCGCACUUACAUCAUUGUGUAUAAUCUCACACCAUCCAUUCUUUACAAAAUUUAGAGAUUGCUUAUUCUCUUUUAAGAGCAUUGUUGAUGCUUAUGGUGAAAUUAUUAACUCUAAAAAAGCAGAAUCUACAAGAGAAAGAAGAAGAGAUAUUGGUUGGACUUACUUAAUGGGGUAUAUUGAUAGCCCGGAAGCUCCUGGAAUACUACGUGAAGUCCAAGAAAUUGAAAUUUGGAUAUAUAAAUUACUAUCAGCAGCUGCUCCUGUUCCUGGGUCAACACUUGUUCAGGUUGAAAACUUACCUAAUCCAGUUCAAGAAACUCUUUACUUUGCGCUACCUGAUCAUACAAGAUUUUUUUUGGUAGAUUACCCACUUCAUCUUCCUAUUGAGCUGCUAGGAGUUGAAACAUGCUUGAAAGUUUUAACUUUGAUACUCCUAGAAAACAAAGUUUUAGUUGUAUCUAGAGAUUACAAUGCUCUUUCAAUGUCUGUGUUGGCAUUUGUAACAUUACUUUAUCCACUUGAAUAUAUGUUUCCAGUUAUUCCAUUAUUACCAACAUCAAUGAAUUGUGCAGAACAGUUAUUAUUAGCUCCAACACCCUUUGUUAUAGGCGUACCAGGUUCAUUUAUCGCUCAAAAAACAAAGCAUUUCAGGCUCCCCGACGAUAUAUGGAUUAUUGAUAUGGACACAACCAAACUAACUACACCGGCAGAAAAUUUUGAUAUACCUUCUUUACCUGAACCAGAAGCGGCUAAUUUAAAAGUAGAAUUAAAGCAAGCACUUACUGGAUUAACAACAGAGCCCGCAAAACUUUCAAAUUCAAAUCAGAAAAAUAAGACUACAAAAAAAUAUAUAUCGGGGAAGGAACCUCAAAAUGCCGAAGAAAAUCGCAUAGAUACUGUGGAUUUAGCUGUUCGAGUUGCAAUGGUUAGAUUUUUCAAUUCACAAAACAUGUUAGCUAACUUUUCCGAACAUACACGGACAUUACGCUUGUAUCCAAGACCCGUUGUUGCAUUUCAAAUAAACAGCUUUCUUAGAUCUCGUCCUAAAGGAUCACAAUUUUUAAAUAAAUUCUCCAGAACACAAGCUGUUGAAUAUUAUGCUGAGUGGUCAUUGACUCCUAAAAACGUAGCAUUCUUACGUGUACAAACUGGUAUUACUGACCCUACACAGAUAGGAGACAAAUUAAGACAUUUUUCUCAAAAUCUUAAUCCAAUAUAUUUCAACAUAUUCAGUGAAAGUUCUUUAAUGAAAAAUAUUGUGGCUGUACUAGAAAAUUUAGAGCAAUCUGUGACAGAUGAUAGUGAGUCCGAAUCUGAUGAUGCGGAAAGUACAAGCUCUUCAUUUUCAUCUUUAAGUGAUGUUACAACUGACAUAUUUUCUGAAUUUCCAAUAAAGAUUCAAGAUGUGUUUAUUGACACUGCAUCAAAAAAUAUGAGCGACAAGGAUUUAUUUUUUAAAUCAAGUCUUUCUCAAUAUUUCAAUCCUCCAAAAGAAUUAGUAUAUCCGGAUGGACUUAAUAUAAAUAAAAGAAAAAAAAGUGAUGACCAAAUAUAUUCACCGCAGUCUUCUUCAUCGAGCAGAUCUAAUUUAAGUUCUCCAGACUUAUUUAAGGAAAGCACGGCAGAUGAAAAUAAUGAGAAGAGUUUUUCCAUGGAUAUUGGAUACAAGGCUUCUUCUGACACUCAAAACAGAAUUAUGGAAAAAUUUCCAAACUUUGAAAGUAUAAAAGAUCAACCAACAUUAGGAUGUUCCCUAAACUCAACCAUUGAAAAUUCAAAAUUACAUAGUGGUUUUAUAUCAAACAGCGGUAGUCAAGAUUCUCAAAACUCUAUAUUUGAUCAAAUAACUUCCCAAGCUAAAGGCCUAGUUCGAGAUUCGGCUUGGCAAAAUAGCCAAGACGGUUUGUUCGCCCAAGUAGAUAAGUUGACGUUGCACGUUAAAAAACAAGCCGAAGAAGCUUCUAAGCAGGCAAUUGGCGUUAGUAAAAAUACUUUGGGCGACUUAACUUAUGUUGGUAAAUCCACAAUUGGGGGCCUAACAAGAACAGCAAAAGAAGCUGCGUCAAAAAAAAGGUUAAUUAAACCUAGUGAACAGUCACAUCAGGUGGAAAAUACAUUAAUGCAACCCAGGUCAACGCAAAACACAAGUAGGGACUUCUUUUCAUCAAUUGGUAGUGAUUUAAAUGGUAUAGCAUCUUCAACAAGCAACAUAUUUUCAGAUCUUUUUGGAACAAAAAGUCAAUAUCAACAGCAAAAUCAAAAUAAUCCUGGUAUGUCAUUUGAUAUGUUUCCAGUACGUAAAGGUUUAGUAGAAAGAACUCCCUUAAUAAAACAUUCAAGUCCUAAACAAACUUUGGAAGAUAUACAAAGAAUUCAAAAUCAAGAAAGGUCUCAAAGUGACUUUGAGAAUCAAACAUUUUUGAAAGACAUAAUUAAUCAAGUUAUGUCUGGGGAUGGUAUUGGUUGGUUGAAACUAAAUCGUUUGCGAAAGUUGAUGGAAGACGAGUCAUAUCGAAUGUUUGUACUGAAUAAAAUAAAUAAAACUAUUGAUAAGAAGAUUGGUCCGGACGACAAUAUUAUAGAUGUGCAUUUAUAUUUCCAGUUGAUACCCAAGUCUGUUGGAAAGGGAAUGUUGAAAUGUUUAUUUGCUGUUGUGCUUGGACUUGAGCAUAGUUUUUCGAAUUUUGGCAUUGGAGGAAUGGCGUCAGUUUUUCAUAUGAUGGAAAUAUGCCAUACGCAUUAUUGGUGCCAUGAGUUAUCAGAGACUGGAGACAUAAACAUACCUUCAAAUAAAAGCAAUUCACCAUAUGGAAGCAGAGAAACUUUGAAUUCACCUCAAAGCCCGACAGAAAAUCCAUUUACGAAAACAAAUAAUUCAGUUAAAACAACAGUAGAAAAAAAUCUACGCAGAAAGUUUUCGAUUGGUGAAACACAAGAGUCUCACACGACCUCAGCAAUGUUCAAAGAUAUAUUAUCGCAGAAACGAUCGUCAUUUUUACAUAAAUUGACGGCUUUUGAAGGCGAUAAUACAUCUAAACAUCAAGUAGUACAAUCAUCUUCUUCUGGAAAAUCUAUCUUCAGUACUGGUUUUAGGUAUACUGGCGGACAUUUAGUAAGUGCAACUACGAGCUACACAGUAGAAAGCAGACGAGUAUAUUUGUUUGAAGGAUUAAUUGGCAAAGAACGUUCAGGUUUGUGGGAUCAUAUGCAAUUUUGGGAAGAUGCAUUUUUAGACGCUGUAAGUCAAGAGAGAGAAAUGAUCGGUAUGGAUCAGGGUCCAGGAGAAAUGAUGGAGAGGUACAAAAUGCUUAGUGAAUCUGAGAGAAAACGCUUGGAACACGAAGAGGAUAAAUUACUAUCGACGAUGUUAUACAAUCUAACAGCAAUUUUAGUAAUGUUAAACGUUAAUAAAGAAGAAAUCAAAGUUAAAAUUCGAAGGCUUUUAGGGAAAAGCCAUAUCGGUUUAGUGUACUCUCAAGAAGUUCAUCAGCUUGUAGAUCAAAUUAAGCACUUGAACGCAAAUGACAUUGACUUAAAGCCUUUUGCCUCAAGAUUGCAACAUCGAAGAACUUUUGCAGUCCAUCAAGGUAUAGAUACCUCAACACCUUUGUGUUUUAUGGAAGUCAGAGACGACGGCCUUAUUUUACGAUCACUAAAUGGGGUUAUAAUCGAAAGAUGGCAUUUUGAAAGAUUGGUUAACAUGACUUAUUCUCCGAAAACUAAAGUUUUGUGCAUGUGGAGGAGAAAUGGUGGCCAACAAACCACUUUACACAAAUACUACACAAAAAAGUGUAAGGAUGUAUAUCAAGCCAUAAAAGAGGCGAUGGAGAGAGGAGCUAUUCCUUCUAACAUUCCUGAGCUUGGUGGUGAGUUCCCAGUUCAAGAUUUAACAACAGGAGAGGGUGGUUUGUUACAAGUGUGUUUAGAAGGCAUUGGGCUAUUAUUUGCUAACAGCAAGUUUUUCAUCCGAUUAGAUCACAUACGAAAGUGCUUUACACAAAAAGGUGGUGUUUUCAUUUUGGAAGAAUAUAAUCCUAAAUCGAAAAGUGUUGUGCAGAGAAAAUAUCAAUCAGCUAUGGCUGACCAAAUUUGUUAUUCAGUGCUGUGCGUUUUUUCAUAUGUUGCUGCUGGCAGUGACAAGCAAAGCGAUGUUUCAUUAUCCAAAUCAGAAAACACUGCAAAAUUAAGCCACCAGGAGACCCAUUUAAAACGACAAAAGAGUGAUGAAACAAUACCAGCAGAAAAAGUAUCUAUAUCGUCUGAUGAAAAAAUAGUAUCCAAACAAAAUCAACAACACUUAACUUUCGCAAAGAUAGUAGCAAAAAAGUACGCAAGUCAAUCACCUGAAUCUAGCAAAACGUCCCUUUUAAAUAAUACCGAGACACAAUUGGGAAAUAUAUCUUCAAAUUUUAAGACUUCUGAAAAUAUAAAAAAUUUUUCAAAUUCCCCUUCAAUUGUUCAAAAAACGAAUGAAAUAAGGCGAGCAGGAUCGGUUCAUGAAGUUGAAACUAAGCUGCCUGCCAGACAGCUAACAAGACAGUUGUCUGCCAAUUCAAUACCACCUCAAUUUAUUCCUAAACCACCCCCUCCUUUUGUAAUACCUUUGAGGCGACCAUCAAAAACAGGGUCAAUUUUGCAGCUAAAACCAAGUAAUUCCAAAUUUUAAAAACAAAAUGCAAAAAUUAUUAAUCCAAUACCGAUAUUUAAUGUGUAAGUGGAUUUAUUUCACUAAUAAAUAUUUAUGUGAAACAGAACGAAAAAAAGCCAUACAUACGUAACGAAAUCACAUUUGGUGGAAAUGAGUAUCUACAAUAACCUUAAAAAUAAUGGAAAAUAUAAAUGAAUUAUUUAAAAAAUAGAUCCACAAAAACAAUAAAAACAGUUUUAUAGAUAAUGGCUCUUUAAAUUUGGCAGUGUAAAAAGAACCAUUUGUACAAUUAUAUUCUGCUGCUUAAAGUUACAUAAAUAGAGUGCGCUCACAUUAUGUUCCGAAUUGGUAGAACGAAUAAAAAGAAAUAACGAAAAAUUUCCGAAUAACUGAAGAGCUGCAAAUUUUCCACCUUUCUAUUUAAAAUAAAAUCAGCAAAUAUACAAUAGCACAACAAUGUUACUGUUAAUUUAUCAGUUUUUAAAAAAUUAUGUAUAUGUUUUAUAAAUUAUUUUUUUGAAUUUUUUUAUUUAUAAAUUCUAAGAAUUUGAAUUUAAAUUGAUGUAUAAAAAAUAAAGUUUUGUCUAUGUUAAAAUAUCAAUAAAUAAUUAAUAUUUUUCUUUCUUA
This is a messenger RNA of Condylostylus longicornis, 5982 nucleotides long. RefSeq names its product MAP kinase-activating death domain protein (gene Rab3-GEF). The transcript has 21 exons. The record is from RefSeq and is a predicted model, not a curated record. Gene Ontology annotation, molecular function: guanyl-nucleotide exchange factor activity. Bases 241 to 5373 code for a protein of 1710 amino acids. Lineage: Eukaryota; Metazoa; Arthropoda; Insecta; Diptera; Dolichopodidae. Gene Ontology annotation, biological process: regulation of apoptotic process; regulation of Rab protein signal transduction. Gene Ontology annotation, cellular component: cytosol.